AUGAGCCUACGCCUGGCCCCCAAUGGCCGACAAGGCCAGGCGUCCAAUGUGCUAAUCCCGGAACGGGACAAGGCACUACGCCUGUCAAGAAUAGUCUGGUUCUACGGAUCCUCGCAAUCAACCCAGCCGUCUCGGGUUCUUAUGGAACAUGGAACCAGCCCCCUGGUCGAAUUCUGCCGCGCGAAUCACUUGAAACGCGAGGCUAUCACCUCGAGUAUCGAUGCGAGGACAGUGUCGUCCACAACGGCGCCUGACGGACGAUCCCGGCUUCUCGCCCUGCUGAUGGAGGCUCAAUUUGCUGCCUCGACCUAUUCACAGGACGCCUGA
Messenger RNA from Aspergillus candidus, 327 nucleotides. RefSeq lists its product as uncharacterized. Bases 1 to 327 code for a protein of 108 amino acids. The record is from RefSeq and is a predicted model, not a curated record. The transcript has a single exon. Lineage: Eukaryota; Fungi; Ascomycota; Eurotiomycetes; Eurotiales; Aspergillaceae.